AAAGAUCCCUCACAUAUACUCUCGGCCACUCCAGCUCUGCGAAACAAAAGUCUGAGUCGGGAGAGAAGAAGCAAAACCAAAACCUCACCACUCCGUUUGAAGUUUCGUUCCGAGUAAACCCUAGAAAGUUGUUCUGUUAAAUCUGAUCCUUAGCUCAACAUGAGUCGGCCUAUGGAAGAGGAUACUAAUGGUGGCAAGACUGAGGAAGAGGAAUUCAACACAGGACCCCUUUCUGUUCUGAUGAUGAGUGUGAAAAAUAACACUCAGGUACUUAUAAAUUGCCGCAACAACCGAAAGCUUCUCGGACGCGUCAGAGCCUUCGAUCGUCAUUGCAACAUGGUUCUUGAAAAUGUCCGUGAGAUGUGGACCGAGGUACCCAAGACAGGGAAAGGCAAGAAGAAAGCGCUUCCAGUGAACAAGGAUAGGUUCAUCAGCAAGAUGUUCCUUAGAGGAGACUCUGUUAUUAUUGUUCUAAGGAACCCCAAGUAGUGUUGCUGCUUAUAAUUACUAUUCAAGAGAAGUUGCUGCUUAGAAGUACUUGGCUAUGGAGAGAAAAGAACAACUAUGUAGACGUAUAAGUUGUUUUUCAUUCACUUGUUAGUUUUGAAUCUAAACGAGGAAAUACGGGAUUUUAAGCAUCUUAAUUUGCUUUGUAUCAACUACUUUGUAGUAAUUAGAGGGAAACUAGUAAAUACGGGAUUUUAAGCACCUUAA
Papaver somniferum (opium poppy) is the source of this 714-nucleotide messenger RNA. RefSeq names its product small nuclear ribonucleoprotein Sm D2-like. Lineage: Eukaryota; Viridiplantae; Streptophyta; Magnoliopsida; Ranunculales; Papaveraceae. The transcript has 6 exons. Gene Ontology annotation, molecular function: RNA binding. Bases 160 to 489 code for a protein of 109 amino acids. Gene Ontology annotation, cellular component: precatalytic spliceosome; U2 snRNP; catalytic step 2 spliceosome. The record is from RefSeq and is a predicted model, not a curated record. Gene Ontology annotation, biological process: spliceosomal snRNP assembly; RNA splicing.